AUGGAGUCGCCGUCAUCGCGUGCGCCGUCACGUAAGCCAUCGACGAGGCGGUUGAGCUUCAUGAGCUUCUUCGACAUGUACGUGGUUCCGGUGCAUACGCUUUGGUUGAUGACUCGCUUGCAGCCGCACGAGGAGCUGCUUGAGGAGGGCAUGCUGGUGAAAUUCAUGGAGAAUCUUGGAGAAGCACUCUUCAUCUCUCAUCAGUGGGCUGGCAAGGGCCACCCCGACCCCGACCUUCAGCAACUGAAAGUUCUCCAGGCUGCCCUGAAGAACUUGCUGUCAGGAGCAAGCUCUGUUUCGGUCAGCAUGGUCAUGGAGCUCCUGGCCGGCCAGCAGCACGGAAUCUCCAUGAAAGACAGGUUGAGUAGCAGCCUGUACCUGUGGUACGACUAUUUCAGCUGUCCGCAGGCUAACGUCCAACAUCGGCAGUCUGCCAUCGAUAGCAUACCCUCCUACGUGGCUCGUUGUCAGAUCUUUUGCAUCCUUUGUCCUCAUGUUCGGCAUGCACGUGACAACACGCUCCUCAGCAAACACACCUGGGCGGGUCGAGGCUGGUGCAGGUUGGAAAGGGCUGCCCGCGAGCUGAGCCUGCAUGCCGAUGCCAUCGCCACGGUGGAGAUCCACAGCGCCACGCACCAGGUCUUGUCGAACACCUUCGACUGGAUCCGCAGCCCCGUGGGCGAGGGCCAGUUCACCGAGGAGACCGACCGCGUGCGCGUGGCGGAGGUGCUCCACAAAAUGGUCAGGGCGAAGCUGCGCCACUACUUCGCGCAGGAGGACCUGCACAACUACCGCGUGCUGCUCAACAUACAGAAGGUUCUCUUCAGGGGUCUUCCGGUCAAGGCCGUCGAGAGCUCCUCGCAUGGCUUCUCUUCAGACGAGAUCGAUCCAUCCAAGCACGCUCUCGCGGAGUUCUUGCACCAGAACUUCUUUUCCAGUGCCCUGGAGCGAAACGACCUGGGAUGGACGCCACUGUGCUACGCAGCCCUGGGUGGUGACCCUCUCGUCAUGGCCGCCUUGCUCGAGCAGCGCGCGGAUGUCAAUGCGUGCAUCGGGUGCCGAGAUCCUGUCCUGCAGUUUGCGCAAGGCACCAGCAUCCUGGACAUGUGCGUUUGCUUGCAGCACAACCAUGCGGUGCAGAUGCUCAUUGACUUUUCUGCGGACAUUGAGCAGAAGGAUGGGCUCAGAGCCACGGCAGCUCAUUGGGCCUGUGUGGGCAACAAUCUCGAAGGGCUCCGGCAGCUGAUGGCGGCCGGCUGCAGCUUGGAGCACCGCGCGCUGUUUGGCGAGCUGCCCUUUGGGCUGGCUUGUGCCAUGGGCAGCGUGAAGUGCAUCAAGGAGCUCCUUCCCUGCAUGAGCCAGGAGGAGCUCGCGGUCGGGCUACACUCGGCCAUCCUCUACGGGCACGCCUCGGCAGAAGUGGUGGCCAUUUUGGUCGAAGCCGGGUCGGACAUCAAUCAGCCAGCGCAGCCCAGCCUCUGGAGUCCUUUCGGCCUCGUGUGCGCGUUCCUUAGCCUGCGGCACCAUUGGCGGCCCUCGGCCUUAAGCACGUAUGCCAGCAACCUGGCAGGGGCCACGCCUUUGAUGUGCAGCAUCCUCAGCUGCUCUUUCGAAGCCGCGGCCGUUCUGAUCUCAGCGGGUGCGAGCUUGGACCAUUGCAAUGUGAAAGGAAAGACUGUGAUGGACCUUACGGUGGCGGCUGCACUGACGGCGUUGCGUGCUUUCAAGGAGGACUGGCGAGAGGCCGUGCGGGCCCAGGCGGCCCGCGGGCUGGAGAGGCGGCUGGACUCCCUGAAGUACGAGCUCCAAAAGAUGCCAAUGGCACCACAUCUCGGAUCCACCCGGCGCGUCCUGCGGGACCGUGUGGCCGUGCUGGCGCUUCUGCUGCAGGCCUUGGCCGACCUGCGGCUUGGCAUGGAGACCAGGGGGGCGGAGAUCGAGAGUGCCUUGGUGGCACUGGGCCUUCAGACCUCCCCGGGAAGCAGCUCUUCGCGGCAGACAGGUACGAGCACGACUGCCGAGUCCUCCAGCCGCAGCCGCACCAGCUCCGCUGUCAGUGACAGUAGCAAGGGCACCGAGGAUCCCACGCCGGACCUGCCGAACCUCGCUGACUGUGAGGCUGCUGUUGAUGCCAUGGUCACGAAGACCGAGCACGGCAUGCGAGAAGGGCUUCGCCUCUUGGGACUACCUACGGGCCCGCUGCAUUUCGUGCCGGGGUCUGAGCUGCGGCUCCGUGGCCACGACAUCAGGAUAGCCGUUUGCAGCUUGAUCGCGCACUGGCUCGAGGAUGAGAAGCCGGCCUUCUUCGACGUCCUGCAGCGCAUCCACCAGGUGCUCCGGAAGGAAGCCCCGCCGGUUCGCGACACGGUCGGGCCCUCCGAGCUUGCCUCGCUCCGCGAGGCGCUGCGUGCCGAGCGGCGCGCGCUCCUGGACCAGCUAGAAGGCUUGGAUGAGCGUUUGCGCGUCAUUGACGAGCAGCUAAAUUUGCCUGCCGUGGUGCAAGACGUCGAGGUCAAAGCGCAGAGCGGCACCCUCUUCAACUGUGGCGUGAAGCCAAGCGCCCCUUUGGACAAGGCUGUGGAGCCGCGGCUCACGGCCGGUUGCGAGCUUGCCGGGGCUUUGUCUGGCAUCGCGGAGAACCUCGCGGCAGAGAACCAGCGCUCGGUCGAGCGCUUCGGUGCCCAACUGCAGCUCAGGCGCGCCGAACUCCUCUCCGCGCUGAGGGAGCACCUCGCAGCGGAGGAGGGCCGGCUCUCUGCCCUCGUCGUUGCUCCAAGCGGGGUCGUGAACGCUGCCCAGGUGGCGGCGGAAGCCGUGUACGGCGCCUUCGAGGAAAACAGGCAGCUGUGCGAGCUUGUUCAGAAAGCGCUUUGCCCGGCCUCCUCGUCGACCUCGCCGGUCAGCGAGCUUUGUGCAGGGAGCAGGUGCCGCGCCAGAUGGAUGGAUGGAAACUACUACGAUGCGACCAUCCACACGGUCCUGCCGGAUGGCUCCGUGGUUGUGAACUGGCUCCGUCCGCGCCCGGGCCACGAUAGCAAGGAGCGGCCCCUGCGCACCAUCAGCGGGGUUGGGGGUGAUGACACCCUGCAUCGAAUUCUGCAGAAGGCUGACAUCCACUUCGAGGGACUGGGUCCUGAGGGCCCGACAGGCUCGGAGGCAGCUCUGUCGGUGUUCCAGCGACGGCGGCCAAAGGAUCGCCAGUGCGUAGACUGCGGUGGAGAAGGUUCGGCCGAUUGGGCUUCUAUCUCCUUCGGCACCUAUGUGUGUGCCAAGUGCGUGGAGGGGCACACGUGCCUGGGUCCAAGCAGAAGCCUCGUCAGGCAGCUGAAUGAUGGCUGGGGCUGGACCAAGGGCGACCUGAAGUACAUGACUGCUGGUGGCAACGAGGCGUUCUUGUCUUGCCUCGAUGAGUACGCGGAGCUGAAAGCACUGCCGGCUUCUGAAAGGUAUGCUACCCGCUUUGCGGAGUACUACCGCCGCCAUCUGGAUGCACUGUGCACAGGUGCGCAGCUUCCCAGCAAGCCUAGUGUCGAGACUGCUCGUCAGCCGGCCCCAGCCAACGAUUUCCUCAGCCGCCCGGAGGCGGUGGAGGUGGCGAAGGAGGCAGUCAAGCGCUUCGAGGACGCUGCGAAGGUUGCGAGCUCCCAGUGCAAGAUGGCCAGGAGCGCGUCUUUGGUGGAGGACAUGCGGGCGGCCAUCCACCUGGAAGGUCCCAGGAGUAUGUCCGAUGCUUUCAAGUCACGCCGGAGGAAGGCUUCGUGUUGA
Symbiodinium natans is the source of this 3765-nucleotide messenger RNA. The record is from the annotation of a GenBank genome assembly. NCBI's taxonomy places the organism in Eukaryota, Dinophyceae, Suessiales, Symbiodiniaceae.